UCGAUUUCAACACCAACAAAAAAGCCUUAUAAUUAAAGAACCAAAAAGAAACUCUCACAUUCUCUCAAGAGCUUCUCUUUCAGUUUCAAUGGCCUUACCAACUUUCUUGCCGGAAAACUCAGAGCCUCCAAAACACACUCCACCACAGACCAAACGCAAGAAACGCGAGAAUCGCACCGACCAAACAAAGAAACCACACAAACCACAGAAGCAGAAAGCAGUAGCACCUCAGAAGCAACCGUCCUCAUGGGACCAAAUCAAGAACCUCUUGACUUGCAAGCAAAUCGAAGGGUCAAGAAUCCACGACCCUUCCAAGAACUCUCAAUCUACUCCGUCCACGACCACUCACGUAUUAUCACCUUCCAAGCUCGGCUCGUCUUGCAGCUCCAUCUGCAGGUUUCGAGACGUGGCUCACGGCAACACUCGCGUGGUUCACAGAGCAGACCACUCUCCGGACGUAGCUAACUCGGCUACUCCUAACUCGGAGACUCGUCUUCUGACUCGAAAACCUGGUCAGCACGGUUCUUCUUCAUCGUCUCGGUCUCUUACAUAUGGCUCAACUACGUCAUCCGCAACGACGUCAUUUAAAGCCAUGCAGUUCCGUAAACUCUCCGGAUGUUACGAAUGUCACAUGAUCGUUGACCCUAGCAGGUAUCCAAUUUCUCCUAGGGUUCGUGCUUGUUCACAGUGUGGAGAAGUUUUCACGAAGCUUGAAAGCUUAGAGCUUCAUCAAGCGGUUCGUCACGCAGUGUCGGAGUUAGGUCCGGAAGAUUCGGGUCGAAACAUAGUGGAGAUCAUAUUCAAGUCAAGCUGGCUUAAAAAAGACAGUCCAAUCUGUAAGAUCGAACGGAUACUAAAAGUACACAACACUCAACGAACAAUCCAACGGUUCGAAGACUGCCGAGACGCAGUGAAGGCGCGUGCUCUUCAAACCACAAGAAAAGACGCUCGUUGUGCUGCCGACGGUAACGAGCUUCUCCGUUUCCACUGCACCACUCUCGCUUGCUCUCUCGGAUCACGUGGCUCCUCUUCUCUCUGCUCUAAUCUCCCUAGCUGCGGCGUGUGCAACGUGAUUCGUCACGGUUUCCAAGGAAGAUCCGGCGCCGGAGGAGCUAAUGCAGCCGUGAGUGGCGGCGUGAGGACGACGGCGAGCAGUGGAAGAGCUGAUGAUUUGCUGAGGUGUAGUGAUGAUGCGAGGAGAGUGAUGCUUGUGUGUCGUGUGAUCGCUGGGAGUGUUAAACGUGUCGAUCCUACGGCGGAGGUGAAGAAGGCUCCGGUGGAAGAUAACUCGAGCAGCGGUGUGUUUGACUCGGUGGCGGUCAACGCCGGAGUUUAUUCGAAUCUGGAGGAGCUGGUGGUUUAUAACCCGAGAGCUAUAUUACCUUGCUUCGUGGUUAUUUACAAGGUUGUAGAAUCUUGAAUUUGUUAUCUUAACUUCAGAAAAUAAUGCCUUUUUAACUU
Molecule: messenger RNA, 1461 nt
Organism: Raphanus sativus (radish)
Lineage: Eukaryota; Viridiplantae; Streptophyta; Magnoliopsida; Brassicales; Brassicaceae
Exons: 3
Coding region: 89-1420 (443 amino acids)
Source: RefSeq, a predicted model, not a curated record